UCUGUCUCUUCAGGAACUUUAAUAAGGACAUGUUUUUCUUACCAGCUCCUGGCUGUGUGUUAGAAGCCAUACCAUAUCCAGCCCCUGGAGAGCAGACAGCAGAACAGGGCUGUGGUCUCUGUUUUUUUGGACAUCUCAUUCCUUAGUACCUGUGUUCUUAAAACAGAGGGAGAGUGGGCAAAAAAGAAAUUGUGGUUCUCGUGGUGGCUCUCACACCUGACAGAAAGCUUAACCGGUUUCUGAACUGGUUGCGUAGGCUGAAACUGGCUACCAGAUCAAUACCUCCCUUUUUCUUCCUGCCAAGGCAUUAGCUGCUUCAGGAACAACUUAAUUUGUUUAGACAGGGAGGGGCUGCCUUUAGCAAAGACAUGCACUGGCCAAGUGUGAAAUUGUACCACAUGGGAGUAGAGGAAGAGUUAUCCUCAGUUUCUCAAGUGCUAGAGUGGACUGAGAAUGCUUUGGGGAGAUGUGGCUUACAGAAAAUAGGGUCAAGAAGUAUUAAGGGCUGAGAGAAGCCACUAAUCGCAUGAACCAGAGAGGUGCAGAUCACAUCCAGCACACUCACAUGCAGGGCUCUCCCUUACGCAUAAAUCCUCAGGGCAGAUCUGUCAGCAGCCAAACUCCCACCAAAGCCCAUGGACCUUUUUGGUUGCAGAUCCAGCUUUCCAGCUCUUCAAUUUUUGUGCCAUUGUUCCUGUUUAUAUUCUGAGCACAGAAUUAAUGGGACAGGCUACAAUCUUUUCUCUGUUCAUCGGGGUGAAUGCAGCCCAGCACUGACACCUUGGCCCAGGGCGGACAGCAAACACCUGGGCCCAGGGCAUGUCCCCAGAGACGGCAGCAGGCAGGGCCAGUAAUGGUCCUAUCACUUACUCCAAACAGGGACAAGAGACUUGUCAUGGACUACACUCUGGAGACCAGCCAGCAGAAGGAGAAGCUUCUGAAAGCCAUCUACACCCUCCAGCUGAAGUCAAUCGCCACGUUUCAGACAGCAAGCCCUCUGCUGAGCAGCCAGCAGGGCAUGGGCAUGGUGACACACCACCACGUCCACCAGCUGGCAGACAAGACCAAAAGCUUGUGUAGAGACCUGGACAACAUCAAGAACCUCCUCCACUACUGCCAGGACGACCUGGUCCGGCAGAUCCCCAACCCCACAGGCAGCCGCUAUGGGGGAGUAAGUGGAAUCCAUUGCUCCCUGGAGGGCUCCAUCUACGUGACAGCCGAGACUGCUCCCUGGGUCCAUGUCCUCAGCAGCACAGGCCAAACGCUGCAGGCCCUGCCCUGCCGGCAAACAGGGAUGGAAAGCGGCACUUUCCUGCCAGAGGACGUGACUGUGACUCGGACAGGAAUGGUGGCUGUAGCCGAUAUGAUAAACGGAGCUGUCUGGGUCUUCAACCCUCACACCAGCCCCUCCAAGGGGGAAUGGGUAAAAAUCAGAAAGGUUGGUUCCCCCAGGGGCAUUGGAGUAGACUCCACGGGCAAGAUCUUAGUAGCAGACUAUGCCCAAGGCCAAGUCCACAGCUUUGCGCUGGACCGUGCCUUCAAGACAUCGAACAUCCACUCAGUCCCCAACCUGCAGGGACCUCGCUACGUCAGUCCAGCACCCAGUGGAGGCUUUGUGAUAAGUGAGGAGUGUGGAGACGUCAAGGUGUUCACAAGCAGCCGUCAGCUCGUCUGCUCCCUCAGCAGCAAAUACGGACACCAGUUCGGCAACCCAGCAGGGGUGUGUGUUGACGUGGAAGGGAGCAUUGUGGUGGCAGACGAGCAGCGCCGCACAGUCCACUUGUUCCCGGAGAGCGGGGCUCCUGUCUGCUUGGUGUCCACUGGGCUGAGGAGACCUGCCGGCGUGGCCUGCUCCUCCUUUGGGCACCUCUUUGUGGCAGACACAGGGGAGAACUGUGUCAAAGUCUUUAAGUACCAUGUGAGGCCCCGCCAGCCCUUGGGCACUUUGUGACAACCCCAGCCUAACGCCCAGGCAGGGAGUGAGGCCGGUGCCACCGCAAC
This is a messenger RNA of Cygnus olor (mute swan), 2001 nucleotides long. It is a transcript of the gene NHLRC4, whose product is annotated as NHL repeat containing 4. The coding region runs from base 761 to 1951 and encodes 396 amino acids. Gene Ontology annotation, molecular function: ubiquitin protein ligase activity; protein binding; translation repressor activity. The record is from RefSeq and is a predicted model, not a curated record. Gene Ontology annotation, biological process: proteasome-mediated ubiquitin-dependent protein catabolic process; negative regulation of translation; protein polyubiquitination. NCBI's taxonomy places the organism in Eukaryota, Metazoa, Chordata, Aves, Anseriformes, Anatidae. The transcript has a single exon.